Molecule: messenger RNA, 1299 nt
Organism: Adineta ricciae
Lineage: Eukaryota; Metazoa; Rotifera; Eurotatoria; Adinetida; Adinetidae
Source: the annotation of a GenBank genome assembly
AUGGACGUUAUCUAUGUUAUCUUCGUUUUUAUAAGAUUGACUUGCGGGACAUCACCGACUUAUAGAAUUGUCUCUGCUACUUCAUGGAUUACAGAUCCGAUUUCGUUAUAUCCAGAUUUUUCAGCGAGUUUAACACCUCUCACUUUCCAACCAUCAAUCUUUCAAUAUUCUUUUCAUGACGCAUCUACCGUGUUCACAUGUGUAGCACGUAAUUGUAGUCGAGUGACAAUGACACCAAUGCCGGGUCUAAGUGUCGCACAACUAGCGUACGGAGGUGUUUCACCACGCCGCAUUCAUCAGCAAUCACCUGCGAUUGCCGGUGCUCGAUUUUUCUUGUCAAUUGGUUAUGCAAAACCAAAUCGCGACGUAGAGUUUAUUGUCUGUGCAGCUGAAGAUCCUACUUGUGCAAAACCUCGAGUGAUGAACACAGUUGAUAGUCGAGGAUUCGGUCAAGGUGGCCUUCGUUUGACAUUCGCUACAGCACAUGGAUUGCCAAGUAUGUUAAUACCAGAAGCUAGAUAUGCCUCACGUGAUAACCGAGUAACCGGAUAUCAUAUUGAAACUUGUCAAGAUCCAUUAUGUGCAUUACCACGAUCCGCUGCAUCGUUACCAUUUAAUUUGACGGGCACUGCUAAUUGUUUGGGAACGAGUAUUGAUGUCGCGAUCAAUCGACACGGUUUUCCAUCGUGGCUGACUUUGUGUGAUGAAGAACUGAACUUGAUCCAUUGUUUAACUUUGCAAUGCAAUGAAACACUCGUCAAUCAGUUUAAAGUUAAUCGUGAUUUUGUUUAUUUUGUUUACUUAGCUGUGGAUUCACAUUUUCGAUUUACAAUUGUUACUACCGGACAAACAGCGCAAUCUGAUAUCACUUAUAUUCGUUGUGUCGAUCCGGAUUGUACUGAAUCGAUUCAAUCACAACUAACCAUUUCAAAUCGACCGUCACCCACUCGCACGCCUAUUGGACGAGUUCAAGUUGUUAUCAAUCCGCUUACAGAUUUGCCAAUAUUUCAUUUAACAGGUUCCAUCUAUCCGACCGACGUUCCUGUAUAUAUGUUCGUCAUAUGUCCGGAUAUCGAAUGCAAUAUGUCAGAAGCAGUCUAUGUUGAUUAUGGAGUAAAGUUCGGUUUGAAUCGAGUUCAAGUAAAUGAUCUAUUUGUUGAUGAUGAGGGAACGGUGAUUGCUAGUGUUCGAACGACAUACAAAGCAACUAAUGAUACAAUUAAUGUUAUUGUGCGAAUGGCGCUGUCAAGCGAAGCAGAAGUUGAAAAAUUGACAUUUGUUGAACCUGUUGUAAUCUGA